This is a messenger RNA of Callithrix jacchus (white-tufted-ear marmoset), 1913 nucleotides long. The record is from RefSeq and is a predicted model, not a curated record. Lineage: Eukaryota; Metazoa; Chordata; Mammalia; Primates; Cebidae.
AUGUCUAUUGACUAUUACCCAAUAGGGGGACAGAGCGGUAGUGCAGGGUUGCAGGGUCCCGGAGCUAGGGAUGGAGGCUGUGUAGGGCAAGUGGCCUGGUCGGUGUCUCCUCUGAGAGGCGGUGAAAGCAGAGACUGGAAGGCAGAGAGCCUUGCCGACCUGUGGCCGAAGAGCUCUGGAGGCAGCCGCCGGUGGUGCAAAGGCCCUGGGGCCGGCCCAAUCAGGCUGCGGAGGCCGGAGCUCCGGGAGGCGGCACAAGCGAGCAGACGGCCGGGCGGCGGAGGCCGGCCUAGCCGGAGCCCCGCGAUCACCUUACAAGACAUGCUGUUGCUGAAGACAGAAGGCAUCUAUGACAUCUGAGAGAGGCUCGGCUCGGGUACCUUCUCCGAGGUGGUCCUGGCCCAGGAGCAGGGCUCUGCACAUCUCGUGGCCCUCAAGUGAAGGAGCAAGGAGGCCCUGGUGGAGAAUGAGAUAGCAGUGCUCCGUAGGAUCAGUCAUCCCAACAUCGUGGCUCUGGAGGAUGUCCAUGAGAGCCCUUCCCACCUCUACCUGGCCAUGGAACUGGUGACAGGUGGCGAGCUGUUUGACCGCAUCAUGGAGCGUGGCUCCUACACCGAGAAGGAUGCCAGCCAUCUGGUGGGUCAGGUUCUCGGCGCCAUCUCCUACCUGCACAGCCUGGGCAUCGUGCACCGGGACCUCAAGCCUGAAAACCUCCUCUAUGCCACGCCCUUCGAGGACUCCAAGAUCAUGAUCUCCGACUUUGGACUCUCCAAAAUCCAAGCUGGCAACGUGCUAGGCACUGCCUGUGGGACCCCUGGAUAUGUGGUCCCAGAGCUCUUGGAGCAGAAGCCCUACAGGAAGGCUGUAGAUGUGUGGGCCCUGGGUGUCAUCUCCUACGUCCUGCUGUGUGGGUACCCCCCCUUCUACGACGAGAGUGACCCUGAGCUCUUCAGCCAGAUCCUGAGGGCCAGCUAUGAGUUUGACUCUCCUUUCUGGCCCAUGCUUGGGGAUGAAGCCAAAGACUUCAUCCGGCACCUUCUGGAGAGAGACCCGCAGAAGAGGUUCACCUGCUAGCAGGCCCUGCAGCACCUUUGGAUCUCUGGGGACACAGCCUUCGACAGGGACAUCUUAGGCUCAGUCAGUGAGCAGAUCCAGAAGAACUUUGCCCGGACUCACUGGAAGUGAGCCUUCAAUGCCACCUCAUUCCUGCGCCACAUCCGGAAGCUGGGCCAGAGCCCAGAGGGCGAGGGGGCCUCUGAGCAGCGCACGGCCCGCCACAGCUGCUCAGGCCUCCGUGCUGGCCAGACCCCCAAGUGGUGAUGCCCAGGUGUGUGUGGCCAAGAGCUAACUGGGGUGGCCCCAUGGGCCAGAGAGCUGAGGGCAGAGGGCACAGAGGGAGGAGCCAGGGCCCCAGGAGAGGCAGAAGGACAAGGACAGCUAGUGGUGCCCGAUGUUAGGCAAGGCCUUGACUGAGGCAGGGCUGGGGGUACAGGUCCGACAAGCUGGCUCCUGACUACCCCCUUUCCCUCGGCUUCUCCCUCUCAGGCAGAUGUCAAGGCCAAGCAACCGACCCCUAGAUUUCCUUCCCUUGGACACUUUUAGUCCCCUCCCCCAACCUCUCCCCCUGGAGUUUGAAUUCGAGGGUGUGCUGCAUGGCGCUGGGGUGGGAAUGGGGCACUCCGAAGUCUGUCCCCAGGCUCUGCCCUGCCUGGGGACAGCGGCUCCCCUCCUCUUUGACCUCGCCUGCCCCUGCCUCCACCCCACUGAAAGAUGGGGAGGCGCUGGCAGGCGGGCCUCAGGAGCUGUCUUUCCUGCACGCUGUUCUGUGCUUCGUUGAGUGUAGGUGAUCCUGCUCGUGUCAUGGUCGUGGCCUUCCAGCCCCCUCCAGUUUUCCCCAAACCAAUAAAGAUAGA